AUGCUCAGCACUGCUUCUUCCAACAACCACUCUCAUUUCUCCUACGGCCGAAAUGGACAGGCAAGCCAGACAGAACAAACAAUCACCUCUACCGGCUCUUACGAUUUCCUACCCUCUGUGAGCUUCGACGACUUCCAUACCAGCAUCGAAUCCGCGGCAUCUAGCGGCGAAUUCAGGCCGAACAAAUAUCCUUCCCCAGCAGCGUCACGCAGUGACGUUGAAUCUUCGUUAAGCAUGGCCGACAGGAGAUUGUCCGACAGGACGGCUGUCAACCCCAAUGGCAGUGCCACGCGCGUGGGUGUUUCAGCCUCGUCCUCUCGGGCCACCAGAUCGGGGUCCAUCCUCCACAGGCCAAGCGCGUCGAGGCAGAAUAGCGCCUCGUCAAUCUCAACCACGUCCGGCUCCAUCGAUGCCUCCACAGCAACUAUUGGGGUGCGCACUCGUCGCCAGAGCCAGUAUCCGCCUGUUUCUGGCUCAGGUGCCGCUUCCAAACCCCCUCGAAAAUCUAUUGGCCCCGGCGUCGUUGCCGACGCGGAAACAGUGACGCGGAGCGCCUCCAAACGCCGUCCCAGCCUCUUCUCCGAAAAGACUAGCGACAUGACGAGGACUUCUCUCGACAUGGGCGGCGAUACUACCCGCGGCUUUACCACCACUACCAGGAGCGUCAAGGCCAAAUCCGUGGUACAGGCUUCUCCGAUGGUCAGCCAAACAAACAUCCUAACCAGUACUUCGCUCACUCCUGAGCAACAUCGAAAUACUUCCAAAUCACCGCUUCCUGGAGGCGCAGGUUUAACGCCAUCCUCAGGAGGGCGACGGGCAUCCAUCAUGCCUACCGGUCAUGCUUCUCAUGCUACCGGACUAGGCGCCCGAACCAUAAGCCCAACUGACACUAGAAGAAUGAAGCGUAUGUCCAUGAUGCCACAAUCUACGAGUUCGAAUCAAGUUUCAAAUGCACCACCGCCUCCGCCAGUUUCGAUGGAGACGCGAGCCGCCUCCAGGUCACCAUCAAUGAUUCCGAGAAAGGCGUCGGCUACACCAUCCUCGUCUAGGACAACGCCAGAUAUUAGUAGAAAAUCAUACAGCUCAGGUCUCUCCGUUGGAUCUACUGUUAGCUUCAACACCGUGAGGACAUCAACUGGCUCUUUACAGCCGCGCUUACCACAGCCGGCGUCUGUUUCUCGACUACCAGCUCCCAAACAUGCUACAAGCCAUGGCUCCCUACCCUCGGGCGAUGAAGAAGAUGUACCCCCUGUUCCUGCAAUUCCCAAAGCUUUUGAAUCUCCAAAGGAUACCCCCCCAGCUGAAACAUACUUUUUGGCCAAGAAGAAGUCUAGCCUUGGGACUCUCGACAGCAUCAGUAUUAAUCUCAACAGCAGCAACUCUACCACCAAUGUUUCAGCGCCAACUCAAGUAGAAACUGUCAAAUUACAACGCAAGCCGAGCGUCAAGACCGCUCAGCAUGCACCUGCAGCGCCGCCGAACAACGACAAGAAGAGCGGGCCGAACAAGAAGAGCCUGGAACCUCUGCGGCUGCCGCCCUUGAAUCUUCUUCCAUUGAGCAUACCCACCGCAGCCAAGGUGGCUGCAUUGCAGGAAAAUGGCAAAGAUAAUCGAAACAUGAGCCCGCCAGCCUCGCGACAGCUCCCCAAGACGCCGACGACACCAAUGACGGCGUCGAAAAGUUCCUUUUUUGCAAAAUCGCGAUAUGAUGAUGCUAUGGAGCCAAUGCCGUCCAUUAGAAGCAGUACUUCAGCACAUCGAUCCCACCACCGCCGAACCCCAAGCAUACCGGAUGCGACGACAUCUUCCACGGAUUCUUCGCUUGUUUUCAAAGAUUUGGACACCAAAUCCAGCAUGUCACCGUUCUUAUCUUCGUCUCUCCCCAAAAACGAACCCGCGAAUGGAUUCCUGAAGCGUUCAAAAACCGGUUCUGAUCACACCCGCGUCAAUCGGACGCUUUUUGAUGAAAAGGCGCCUCAAAAGCCUGCUGGACCACGCCCACCACAUACAGAAAAGCCUGUUCCCAAAUCCCCUCCGCCGGCUCCACCUACUGAGCAGCCUCAAACACCGUCCUCAAUGAGUACGCUGAGGAGAAAGCUGAGCUUGUCUUGGAAAAAGGGUAACUCGAAGGGAGGUAUUGUCCCACCCCAAGAUGUCGUAGACAAGGCGCAGAGUCUGAAACAGGAGAGCAUACCGCCUCCUCGCAUACCCGCAUCUGCCACAUUGAAUUCUCUCCCGACCGCGAAGCAUUUUGGGCCUACUGCAUCUGUUCCUCACGGACUUGCUGAGACGAAGAGAAGAAAGAGCUCUGCCACUAGCUUGAACAAUGCUUACCUCUCCCACGAUCGAACCAAGAGUGACCCCUGGAGCGCUAAGAAGGAUGUCACUGCGGCCGAUCCUACAACCAUGCCACCAGCUCGUCACCCCUCUGUCAUGGCCAAACUCAUGAGACCAAAGACAGCUUCCAGUGCUAUGCCCAGUGCUACUUCAUAUACUGCCGAAAUUGACAAGGACGAUGUUAUUGCGGAAGAGGAAAUGCGUAAACUGGGAUCUCGACGCAAAGAGACGGAAAUUGCGGCUAGGACCCUCGAUGCCUUGAAAAGGAGAGCCUCGCCCAAAGAGCGGGUUGGUCCUCACGAGGCAAUUCGCAUUGCCAUGCUCAACAUUUAUGAACGGGGUGAGAUUAUUGAUUACAAUGACGUGUAUUUCUGCGGCACUCAGAAUGCCAAUAAGGUGGUGGGUGAUCUUUCAUCGGAUGCCCCGAACUUUGGCUACGAUGAUGAACGUGGAGAUUACUCAAUUGUGAUUGGUGACCACCUCGCAUAUCGGUAUGAGGUCAUUGAUGUCCUCGGAAAGGGAAGCUUUGGUCAGGUUGUCCGGUGUAUUGACCACAAACUUGGAGUUCUCGUCGCCGUCAAGAUUAUCAGGAACAAGAAGAGGUUUCAUCAGCAAGCCCUUGUUGAAGUUAACAUCCUACAAAAGCUUCGCGAGUGGGAUCCUCACAACAGGCACAGCAUGGUGAACUUCACUCAAAGCUUUUACUUCCGUGGCCAUCUUUGCAUAUCUACGGAACUUUUGGACAUGAAUCUUUAUGAAUUCAUCAAGGCCCACUCCUUUAGAGGAUUCUCUUUGCGCAUCAUCAGGCGCUUCACGAAGCAGAUCCUCAGUUCCCUGAUUAUACUGAAGCAGAAGAAGGUAAUUCACUGCGAUCUUAAACCAGAAAACAUUCUGCUGCGUCACCCGCUCCACGCCGAAAUCAAAGUCAUCGACUUUGGCUCGAGCUGUUUUGAAAGCGAAAAGGUUUAUACUUAUAUUCAAUCUCGAUUCUAUCGGUCACCCGAAGUCAUAUUAGGCAUGACGUAUGGUCUGCCUAUUGAUAUGUGGAGUGUGGGAUGUAUCCUCGCUGAGCUGUACACUGGUGUUCCCAUUUUCCCUGGUGAGAACGAGCAGGAACAGCUGGCAUGCAUCAUGGAGGUCUUUGGUCCUCCCGAGAAGCACCUCAUUGAAAAGAGCACAAGAAAGAAGCUCUUUUUCGAUUCCAUGGGCAAACCCCGGUUGACAGUCUCCUCCAAAGGCCGCAGACGACGCCCAUCGUCCAAGACUUUACAGCAGGUGUUGAAGUGUGAUGAUGAGGCGUUCCUGGAUUUCGUUGCCCGAUGCCUCAGAUGGGACCCUGACCGCCGAUUGAAACCUGAGGAUGCCGUCAGGCAUGAAUUCAUCACCGGAAUCAAGGUGCCCACUCCAACUCCUCGCUUACCGAUGCGUGAAGCAUCCCCAGUAAAACGCUACAACACGAUAUCAGUAUCUCGUCCUUUACCUGAUCCGCCUGGUAUUUCAAGCAAGGCAAGCGUGGGUGCCAGCCCCGGAAAGCCAAUUCCCGCGGCUGCGCGUAGAGCUUCAGGGGCUACGGCCGCUACAACGGCAAGUCUAAACAGGCGGACGAGUGCUGGAGGCAUGGCGGGAGGUAUGACGGGCAUGGCUGGUUCAUCAAGCUCCAGCAAUCUGCCACGGGCCGCAGGCCGGAUUAUGAGCGGAACGCGGGAUAUCGCUGCCGCGGGCGCAACUGCGGCUAUGAAUCGACGACCUUAG
Molecule: messenger RNA, 4089 nt
Organism: Trichoderma asperellum CBS 433.97
Lineage: Eukaryota; Fungi; Ascomycota; Sordariomycetes; Hypocreales; Hypocreaceae
Biological process (GO): peptidyl-serine phosphorylation; peptidyl-threonine phosphorylation
Cellular component (GO): cytoplasm; cytoskeleton
Molecular function (GO): protein serine/threonine kinase activity; protein serine/threonine/tyrosine kinase activity; ATP binding
Source: RefSeq, a predicted model, not a curated record